Messenger RNA from Caenorhabditis remanei, 1374 nucleotides. RefSeq lists its product as uncharacterized. Lineage: Eukaryota; Metazoa; Nematoda; Chromadorea; Rhabditida; Rhabditidae. The coding region runs from base 1 to 1374 and encodes 457 amino acids. The transcript is spliced from 11 exons. Gene Ontology annotation, biological process: ammonium transmembrane transport; ammonium homeostasis. Gene Ontology annotation, cellular component: plasma membrane. The record is from RefSeq and is a predicted model, not a curated record. Gene Ontology annotation, molecular function: ammonium channel activity.
AUGUUUUCGGUUCUUCACCGACGGCAAUUCGCAAUAAUUGCUGGAAUAAUGCAAACACUUUUCAUUGUUCUAUUUGCCAAAUAUGUCAAAUACAUUGACCCACUCGAUGAUUCUCGGAGGGUUUAUUCAGGAACUGAUUAUCCGUUGUUCCAGGAUGUACAUCUUAUGAUUUUUGUUGGAUUCGGCUUCCUUAUGGCAUUUUUGAAAAGAUACGGUUUCUCUGCUGUCUCUGUUAACCUCCUACUCUCUGCAUUUGUUAUUCAAUUCGCAAUGCUUCUACGUGGAUUUCUGACAGUUGCAUUCAGUGAAACUGGACUGUUUAGUAUUGGAAUUCCAGAAAUGAUAUCAGCAGAGUCUUCUUGUGCAGCAGUUCUCAUCACAAUGGGUGUCCUUUUGGGAAGAUUGACUCCUGUUCAGUUUCUUCUUCUUGCCUUUUUUGAGACUCUUCUCAAUGUUGUUGUGGAACAUUUUGUGUUCAAUUAUCUUCAUGUGAAUGAUAGUGGACGAUCCCUUUCAGUUCACACCUUCGGAGCAUAUUUUGGUCUAGCUGCUGCAAUGGUUGGGCAUAAAAAGAAUGUGAUGGAAAUGGAUGAACACGGUGGAAUUCAUCACUCUGAUUUGUUCUCAAUGAUCGGAACUCUUCUUCUCUGGGUCUUCUUCCCAUCAUUCAAUGCAGCUAUUCAAGAACCGGAAGACGCUCGUCAUCGUGCAAUAAUGAACACAUAUUUAGCCAUGGCAUCAAGUACAGUCACUACAUUUAUGGUUUCUUCUUGUGUUGAUACACUUGGAAGAUUUAAUAUGAUUCAUAUUCAAAGUUCAACUUUGGCUGGAGGAGUUGCUAUUGGAUCCGCUGCGAACGCUGUUCUCUAUCCAUAUCACGCUGUUAUCGUUGGUGUUGUCGCUGCAAUUCUAUCAGUUAUUGGACACGCUUGGAUCAGUCCAAGACUUGAGAAAAGUUUGCACCUUUUUGACACAUGCGGUGUUCACAAUUUGCAUGGGAUGCCUGGUAUUCUAGCUGGUAUGCUGAGCAUUGGAUUCGCGUAUUUUUAUGAGCCAGAGAGUUAUGGAAAGACACUCUACCAUAUCUAUCCAUACUGGAUAGGCGGAGAGUUGAAUGGAGAUCGAGAAAAUGUAUCCCAAGCUCAAUACCAAGCAAUUGGAUUACUUGUUAUUUUAAUAACUGCAAUAAUCGGUGGACUAUUAACAGGUUGCAUCUUAAAAAUCAAAAUAUGGAAUCAAGUGGAUGACCCUGAUUUCCCUCACGGAGAGAUGAAUUAUUAUGCUCAAUCUGAUGUGAAUUUCUUGAGUAAAUAUAAACAUGCUCAAGAGCAACAACGUCUUCGAGAUCGAGAGCAAAUGCACGAGAUUUAUUGA